Molecule: messenger RNA, 5706 nt
Organism: Pseudo-nitzschia multistriata
Lineage: Eukaryota; Bacillariophyta; Bacillariophyceae; Bacillariales; Bacillariaceae
Source: the annotation of a GenBank genome assembly
CUAUAACUGCAACAGCAGCAGCAGCAGCAGCAGUUUGGAAUUCGAACUCGGAUUCGAACUCGGAUUCGAACUCGAACUCGCCACUAGUCUUGUCAAAAAUAGCGAAACCAAAGAGAACGAAGUAAAAUUUCAUUUCGUUUCCUUUCCUUUCCUUUCCUUUCGAACAAGAACAAGAUCUAAAACUAAAACUUGAACUAGAAAACAAAGAUGGUGGCGAGAAGAACUACCAGCAUCGUCCCCGACGACGAACCGGGCGCCAUCGAACUCAUGGAAGACGAUCAACCCUUCGACGUUGUCAAGGCGAAUUCGUCCCUCGACGACGGAUCCGAUGGAUAUGGUCACCGGCGAAGAAGAGGAAGGGCAACCGUGACAGCAAGAGCAAGAGCGAGAGUAGCAGCGACAGCAACAGCGACAGCAAAAGCCACGUCCAAGGAAGAAGAAGAAGAAGGGGACCUCCCCGCCCUGUCGUCUUCGCUGAACAGCAGCCACAACAGCAACAGCAACAGCAACGAUAGAAACAACGCCAGCAACCCCAAUGCGCAGUCGCUCAACGACAGCGCUCUCUCGCAGGCGACGGCACUCACUCGCAACGUCACGGGGGGGCAAUCGGCCCGCACCCGCCCCCUUUCUCCACCCAGCCGAGCCGGCCUGGACGAUCCUAGGGAAUACCAACAGCGAAAGAGGCGUGUCGCUGGGGAGGACGCGGGUGCCAGCAACACCAGCAACAGCAACAGCACCGAGGGAAACGGAAACGAAAACGGAAACGACGAGCAUCGAGACAACGAAAACGAGAUCCAAAGCCAAAACGCCACGGAGCGCUUUGCUCCCUCCUCCCGGGGCCGGUCCUACGCAAACGAGAUGCCUAUGGACGAGCGAAUGGAAUACGAGGACGAGCUCCGGGCCCUGGCGCUCUGCGACGACUACGACGGAUCCCAAGGAAUGCCCGACUUUUGUGACUCGGCCCUCAAGGCCAUGAACGAAAUCUGUGCCGGCGCCACUGGGAGCGGCAGCGGGGCAGCUGCCGGUGGUGGCUUGUCAUCGACACCCAAACCGAAACUCAAAUUAGGAGAGCGCCAUUCGGUCCACAACGGCGCGUCGGGGGUGGAGGAACAAACCGCUAUCGAGGUCGAGUACGUCGAGCCAAUGUACAAGGGGCGAAGGUUCAAGGACGACGAUGGUGCAAACCACGCGUCUCCCAAGCGCAAAAAGGCACUCCUCCGUGCCAUGACCAAGCGGGCGAGGGACGAGUUUAAGAGCAAAACACACUCGUCCACAAAACCACCCAAAAACAAGGAAGACGCCACCUCCGACGGUGAACAAGGGGCCACCAACGCUAGCGACGACAAUAUAUAUGCAACCUUUAGCAGCAUCGAAAAACGAAAAUUCCUCAAGCUCAUCAACGGAGGCGUCUCCCCACUUGACGCCACGAACACCAUAUUGAAGGAUCGAACUACCAGUGGCAACAAUGACCAAGACAACGACGAAAAAAGCCACGACAGCGACGACAGCGACUAUUACCCAGGCAUUCCCGACGACGACGAAGAUGAAGAAGAACAGGAGCAGGAAGACCAAGCCGCAGUGGUCGGGGAUUCCCCCCACUCCAGGGCCGGCAAGAAGGGCAUCAACAAGCUCGCAUUUUGGAAGCGAAAAAGCAGUGGUGGUUCUACGUCUGGAUCGACAUUGGUAUCGGCAUCGGCCCGUGUUGUACCGCCCGCAAGGGUCUCCCCAGAGAGGGAUUACAAUGGUUACGAGCAGCAGCGGCAGAAUGAGGAAGAAGGCAGCGACGGCAGUGUUAGCAGCUGCGAGCAGGUUGGAGACGAAAUCAAGACCUUUCUCAGGGCAGAACGGGAGAAAGUAAAAAAGGCCAAAAAGGCAACAAACACGAAGUCGAAAUCGAGGUCGAAGUCGAACUCCAAACCGUCCGCGGGGGCAACCGAGAUCAUCGGAGACCUUCAGAACGAGAACUACCCCUACGAUACGGGACGCGAUGCAAAUACGAAUGCGAACGCGAACAACAACAGCAACAAAGAGGCGGAGGAUCACCAAUUCGAGCGCUCCGGAAUUAACUACUAUGAUGCGGUGCGCAAGGACCGCUCUGGCGAAACCUACGAGACCGACGACUUUAGCGAGAGCGGCGCUUCUUCCAAGAAGCAUCGAAAACUCAAGAUCCCCAAGAGCAUCAAGGGAGGCCUGUCGAAACUCGCGCAACGGACCAACAACCGGCCAACACCGGUGCCGGACGAAGCAGAAGACGGAGACCGGGACGAAGCCGAAACAGAGCGAAUCGCUACCAGAGCAACUAGUACCACGGGUGUGCAAGACAAACAGAUGAUCGAAUCACACGCCUCGAUUCCAUCCCCAACCAAAGAGACACUGCGGAUCGUUGGAGCCGCGGAAGGGGACGAACCCGACGGUUUUAUGCAGCAAGCGAGCAUUCCGCAAACCAUGUCCAGGGAAUCCUUACUGGACGACGAGGGAGAAGUACAUCCGCCAUAUCACCUGCGACAAGAAGCGAUGGAGAGAGAGCUAGCUCGAGAUGACUCCAAAGAAGAUUCCCUGGAUAUGGAUGCAUACCUCUCCGAAACUGUUUCGCAAGUCGGUGGCGGAAGCAGUAGCCACAAUAACCGAAGCUUUGACGGGGUAUCCGUCGUCAGCGGUAGGUCCCACCGGACGGCGGGAACGAACCACACUACCCAGUCGACUCGGAGCCGACGGCCAGGCCAGGCAAAGGUACGACUAGAGCAGAAAAAGGAAGCCCUCAACAUCUCUGGCGUCAGUAGUAAGUCGCAUGGCUGGCAGGAGUCGAUCGAGGUCGCGGCGCUCAAGGUAGGUAAGGUCUGGGACCCCAGCCACGGAUGGAAAGAUUACGUCGAUCCUAACAGCACGGAAAUUCCUACCGACGAUUUCUUUGAUGAGUCCAUGGCGCUGGCCGCGCAGCAACCAGCAGAUGCCAAGAGCGUUUCGACAGCACCUUCGGAGGCAGGAACGGCGAGCAACGAACAGCCACUGAGUCCGGGCCAAAGCAUAGCAAAAUUGCCUAAAUCGCCCAGAUCACCCUUGAGUAGAUCUGGGAGAAAGGGAAGGCCGCAAAAGGUUCCUACGGUUACGAGUCCCAAGGGCGACAAACCCCGAGGAUGGGCUGAGACCAUGAGGGCUGCCGCCGCUAGAUUGGACAUUGGAGGUAAAAAGUGGGAUCCUGUUAAGGGAUGGGUCGGACUUAGCGAGGAAGAUUCCACAAUAGUGGCUGGUGUUUCGGAGAGGCGAGAUGCGCUCGAUAAUGUAGGGAUAACCGCAGAGUCGGAUCUCCAAGACUUUGGAACUGUCGCGCACCUCGACGCUAUCGCAAACAAACAGGACAAGAGCAUGCAGUUUUUGUCUGAGGACGAAGAGCCUAGCAAUGAGGCAAACAACAAUUAUAUGGAAGAAGAGGAGACAACCUUCGAUGGAGAUCAAUCGAGCGAGAUGAAGUCUACAGGCGCGACCAAGUCGAUUAGCAACAAUUCGGGAAGGUAUGUUCAGAUUGCAGAAACAGGAUCCGUUCAGAGUCACUACCGACGAACGAAGGCCGAUCCGAAUUCUAAAAGGAUGGUCAACGUGAAGAGGGAGAAUCUGAAUCAAGGAGAGCUUGACAUGUUUCAGGAAUCGGCGGAACGACGCAAGGGCAGCGGCCCUGUAGACCUCGAUUCUCUAUAUGAGGAGGAGGAGCACGAUGUUUCGUUUGGUCCCGGGUCGGGAGCCAAGGUUGUUUCUGGUCCUAAUGCCAACGCGAUUUAUCAGAGCAUCUACGAGUCUCAAAGCAAUGGAAGUUUUGAUGGUGAGGACUUCUCUUGGGACGCAGACGAUGCGGUCAAUGAAUCAGUUGACUCUCAUGGUAGGAAACCGGCACCAAGAUUAAAGAUUAAAAUUCGAGAUACAGCAUCAGUCUCGUCACGACCAAAUUCAGCGAAAUCAGCCACAAAAUCACAGAGCGAGGCCUCAUUUGAUUCCGGUUCUUCGCCGAUUCCAAAGCUAGCAGCACCAAAAAGAGACACGUCUCCAAUUCGUGCAAAACCGGCGAAGACCAACGCUGCGCUAGUUUCCAAAAAGAUUGCGCCGGCUUUAUCUUCUAGCCAUUCCGCACAAGAUGACGAUAGCCCGUUCAAGACUGAUGAUGCGUUCAGAAAUACCCUAACUUCUACUCAAAACGAGAGCGAUGAGGAUGGCGACAAUCAUGAUGCAGCAGUGAGCAGUGUCAUUGAAAAAAUUACACCUACCGCUUUAAGCAAUCCUAGGACUAAGACUCCUCCCAAAAUUUCGGAACUUCACAAAUUAUGGGAGGCGAAAACAGCUAAAAGAGACAAUGAGAAUCCCAGUUCCAAGAGAAAAGAUACCCAGAAUCCUGAGUGGAAAUCUUUCUUGGGGAAGAAGGUUGACGCCGAGAGCGCUGCAGCUGCGGGUAUGGAUGUGGAUGUGGAUGUGGAUGUGGAUGUGGAUGUGGAUGUGGAUGUAGGUCCGGGUCCAGAUCCACAUGCAAUUGACGAAGACCGUGAUUCCACCUUUGAUUUUGACGGUGAAUACUCAGGGAACUUGCGGAAGUCGUCGGAGGGAAAAGUACGACAUGGAGAUAGCAAUCAAGUCGAACCAGAAGAUGCAUCUGCGUUUGAUGACAUAUCUGAACUGUCACCCAUUCGUCACCACAACGAAGAUUCCGAAACCGAGUAUGGUCAGCACUCUGAAGCAAGCACAUCUGUCCUCCAAGGAACAACAUUCCUCCAGCGGUUGCAAGCGUGUGCAGCUCCCGUGGUAAAAAGUGGGACGAAAUGUGUUGCCGAAAGUCCCAUGUCAGCGCAUUUGGCAUUUUUAAGAAAUAAUCAGAGAGUACCCGGGGGCAGUCCAGAUAUAAAGAAUGGAGGAAAAAGCGGAAUUUUACAAGCUUCGGCCGGCAUUUGUGGUCGGCCAGAUGUAAUAGAUGAGGAAGACGAGAGCACCAUGGGUGAAUCAGCACCCUCUCGAUCUACAAUGCAGAGUGCGUCUCCCAAUAUGAUCAAGUCUCGUGACAGCAAUUCGAGAUCGCGCUCGAAUCCGAGAUCCAGACAAAAUGCAAGCAAGGACGAUCUCAGCAGUGUGAUUUCGGAUGGAUUCGGGGCAAAAUCUGCGUACUUGGAAGCCAUUGCCAUGAAAGCUGCGGUUUCGGGUGGGUCCAAGAAGAAGAAACGACGAUCUCAAGGGUCGGAGGCAAGUGCCACGACAGCCACAUCGAGACGCUCGUCUCCUGGUUCAAGUGUGAGUGCAAGCAACAACGUCAAACGCUCUGAAAAGUUCCAGCAAUUCCUUGAUCGGCGUGCUGCUAAGGACGAGCAGUCGAAACAGUCAACGUUGCAACCGUCACGAUCUGCUGAAAAGUCAGAGGUUUCGAGUCGAGCAGAGAAAUAUGCUUCGGAAAAAAUGAACGAAAUGAUGGACUCCAUGGACAAUAGAGGCCGUGCUCAGGAAGAAUACGAAAAGUCGGGUGCAUUCCCAAAAUUGCCUGGUGCAACUAACACUGGGAAUGAUGCCGUAUUAUCGGCUGCCGAAGAAUUAGCUGCUGCUCGAGUGGAAGCUAUGAUGCAGCGACUCUCGGCUCAAGAUCUCGAACGUAAUGAGGCCGAAAUAUAGUGCCUGAAAACGUGAUCUGCCAAAAUAUCUUUUUUACACCUUUGUACAACAAAUUAAAAAAACUAAUAGUGA